UCUCUCUCUCUCUCUCUCUCUCUCUCUCUCUUCCCCCUCCUCUUCUUCCUCUUCGUCCCCAUCGGAGGAGAAGAGUCGUCGUCGUUGUCGGCGUACGGGUGAGAUCGCUAGGGUUUCCGAGAUAUCCCGGCGGCGGCGGCGGAUACUCGAUCUUUGAGUAAUUAUACAAGCGCAGAUAUGGUUGCGGAGGGGUUCACUGUUGAUCUGAAUAAACCUCUAGUGUUUCAGGUUGGUCAUCUUGGGGAACAGUAUGAGGAAUGGGUUCACCAGCCUAUUGUCAGCAAGGAAGGGCCACGUUUUUUCGAAAAUGACUUCAUGGAGUUGUUAACACGUACUAGAUGGUGGGCUAUUCCGGUCGUAUGGCUACCGGUUGUUUUUUGGUGUGUAACCACAUCUAUCAGGGUGGGCCGCACACUUCCUGAAGUAGGUCUCACAGUUGUUGGUGGAAUACUUUUGUGGACAUUGAUCGAGUAUACUUUGCACCGUUUCCUUUUCCAUAUGAAGACUAAAAGCUAUUGGGGAAAUACUCUGCACUAUCUUCUUCACGGGUGCCAUCAUAAGCACCCAAUGGAUGGGCUUCGUCUUGUCUUCCCUCCCGCUGCAACGGCCAUUUUGUGUGUGCCGUUCUGGAAUCUGCUUAAACUCUUGACUGCCCCAUCCGUAACUCCCGCGUUGUUUGGCGGCGGCCUAUUGGGCUAUGUGAUGUACGAUUGCACUCACUACUAUCUGCACCACGGACAGCCAUCGAACGACCCAGCUAAACAUCUCAAGAAGUAUCAUCUGAAUCAUCACUUCAGAAUUCAGAACAAGGGCUUCGGGAUUACUUCGUCGCUCUGGGACAUAAUAUUCGGGACAUUACCCCCAUCCAGGACCUCGGCUAAAAACAACUGAUAACUUACCCCCCUAAUUUUGCCGAUGUUAUAAAUGAUCCUUUGUUCCUGUGUUUUAGUCAUGUUAAUUUAUUUGCCCUCUUUUAAGUGCAACUAAUGCUAAUUGUCAAUUUGAGGGUUCUCACUCGUUACCUUGUGCACUUUUUACCACUAAGAGUGCUGAUUAAAUCUGUACUUAGGUUUAUCUAAGAUUGGAAAGUUGUAAAUUAAGGUUGUUUUGUGCAUUAUAGUCUUGGUUGUUUACCUUUGAUUUUUAUAUUGUAAUGACAAAAAUGUGAAAAUGGUUGGUCCCCA
Ananas comosus (pineapple) is the source of this 1184-nucleotide messenger RNA. RefSeq names its product dihydroceramide fatty acyl 2-hydroxylase FAH1. The transcript has 7 exons. Gene Ontology annotation, cellular component: membrane; endoplasmic reticulum. The coding region runs from base 178 to 891 and encodes 237 amino acids. The record is from RefSeq and is a predicted model, not a curated record. Gene Ontology annotation, biological process: lipid biosynthetic process; fatty acid metabolic process. NCBI's taxonomy places the organism in Eukaryota, Viridiplantae, Streptophyta, Magnoliopsida, Poales, Bromeliaceae. Gene Ontology annotation, molecular function: fatty acid 2-hydroxylase activity; iron ion binding.